Sinocyclocheilus grahami is the source of this 1114-nucleotide messenger RNA. It is a transcript of the gene sf3a2, whose product is annotated as splicing factor 3a, subunit 2. The record is from RefSeq and is a predicted model, not a curated record. Gene Ontology annotation, cellular component: catalytic step 2 spliceosome; U2 snRNP; nucleus. Gene Ontology annotation, biological process: spliceosomal complex assembly. Gene Ontology annotation, molecular function: nucleic acid binding; zinc ion binding. The transcript has 7 exons. Lineage: Eukaryota; Metazoa; Chordata; Actinopteri; Cypriniformes; Cyprinidae. Bases 93 to 992 code for a protein of 299 amino acids.
GACAUCAUCCUGCAGGAAGUGACAUCAUUUAUUGGAGGGAAACCAGCAGCACAAACAUCAGAGCAGCAGUGUGAGGAGUGAGAUCUGUCAUCAUGGAUUUCCAGCACAGAGCUGGAGGGAAAACCGGCAGCGGUGGCGUCGCCUCGUCGUCCGAAAGCAACCGAGACCGGCGUGAGCGUCUGCGCCAGCUGGCCUUAGAGACCAUAGACAUCAACAAAGACCCGUACUUCAUGAAAAACCACUUGGGCUCUUAUGAGUGUAAACUGUGUCUCACGCUGCACAAUAAUGAGGGAAGUUACCUCGCUCACACGCAGGGCAAAAAGCAUCAGACUAACUUAGCAAGACGAGCUGCAAAAGAGGCGAAGGAUGCGCCGGCUCAACCCGCUCCAGAGAAAGUCAAGGUUGAGGUGAAGAAGUUUGUCAAGAUUGGCAGACCGGGUUAUAAAGUUGAAUGUUUUUCUUGUGAUUUUGAUCAGCGAACCUUCAUUCACAUAAUAAAUGCUGUCCUUGUGUUCCAGAUUGAUUACCCAGAGAUAGCAGAAGGUAUCGGGCCGAGGCAUCGCUUCAUGUCAGCGUAUGAGCAGAGAAUCGAACCUCCGGACCGUCGCUGGCAGUAUCUGCUGUUCGCAGCCGAGCCGUAUGAAACCAUCGCGUUCAAGGUUCCCAGUCGAGAGAUCGACAAAGCAGAGACUCGUUUUUGGACACACUGGAACAGGGAGACGAAACAAUUUUUUCUGCAGUUUCACUUUAAGAUGGAGAAAUCUCUGCCCGCUCCACCGGGUCAGGCGGUGUCGGUCGGUGUGAAGCGUCCACCUUUGCUCAUCACCGGACUCGGUCCACAUCCGCACAGUGACUCCAUGCCCCCCCCACCGCCGGGAGGAAUACAUGGGAUGCCCCCCGGAGCCCACAUGUUGCCCCACAUGCGCCCACAUAUGCCUCCUCCAGGAGCCCUGCCUCCUCACCUGAGGCCACCACUCCCUCACGACGGCUGAAGGAGUUACGCUUUACUUGAAGGUUUUAUAGAUAAUGCAUUAAUAAAAGUAUUUGAAUGCAUUCACCUUAUAAUGCAUGUGGGUCAAAGAUGUUAAGAUUGAGAAAAGAAAUUGACAAAAGU